Molecule: messenger RNA, 1026 nt
Organism: Prorocentrum cordatum
Lineage: Eukaryota; Dinophyceae; Prorocentrales; Prorocentraceae
Source: the annotation of a GenBank genome assembly
CAUCUUGGGCUCAGGUUUGCCUCUCAGGCUGUUCGCGCGGUCAUGCCAGGGUUGUCGGACGUCGCUGCACGUAUUGUCGGACGUCGUUCUGCUGGACUUUGCCGACGGGGCCAAGGCGACGCUGUCGGGCGCUGCCGACGCGGCCGUGCUGGCCACGUCCGACACACGUCGGACGUGGCCGGGGCCAGCACGUUCUCGAAGUUCGACGCCGCGGCCAAGGCCGCGACGUUCUCACUCGUCUUCGACGCGGGCCUGCCGAUGUGGGAGAAGCUCGCCGAGAUGGUCGAGAGGGAGGCGCAGAGGCCGACGAGGCUUCUCGACGUCGGGUCGGGCCCGGGCGAGCCGGGCUGCUACCUCGCCGCCAGGCUGGGCUGCGCGGCGGUCGUCUCGGACGUCGUGCCGCCGAUGGUCGCCGCCGCAGGCCGGCGCAUCGAGGCCCGGGGCUCGAGGGGCGUCGAGGCGAGGGAGCUGGACCUCCAGGACCUGUCGAGCCUCGAGCCCGAGUCCUUCGACCUCGUGAGCAGCGCGCACGCGUACCCGUUCGCGCUGGACAAGCCCAGGGCGCUGGCGGAGGCGCUCCGCGUCCUGAGGCCAGGCGGCCUCUUCGCCGGCGUGGUCUGGAAGUCCUUCGAGCUCCUCCCGCUCGCCGGCGCCAUGCUGGGCGCGGUGACGGGCACGCCGCCCUCGCCGCCGCCGGAGGGCGCGCCUCCGCCGCCGCCGGUCUCGCUCGGAGACAGGGAGGCAUUCGAAGGGCUGCUCUCGGGCGCAGGUUUCGAGCCUCGCUCGUGGACCGAGGACGAGGUCACCUUCGCCAUCGACGACGAGGACCUCGCCGCGAAGUACUGUGCGCUGCCAGUCUGGGACAGGCUCACCGAGCUCAGCCAGGGGCCCAUCCCCGACGCGUGGGAGAGGUACGCGGCGGCGUGGCCCGAGGUCUGCGCGGCGAGAGGGCACCUGAGCGACGCGGGCUUCACCAUCGGCGGCGUGUACUGCGUCGCCGUGGCCCGGAAGCCCGCCGCCUCCUGA